CGAUACCUUCACUCCAUCCCCCCCUGCCUUUCCUCGUUACUCUCGCCUCCGCUCCUCCAGCUUAUACUUCGUCAUGCUCCUCCAGGGCCCUAUAUAACAACACUACCAACUAAUCGCAGCCAGACCCAGAUCCCUUUCUCCGAUUCCAGCAAUGGCUUCUAUCAAUGCUGUCGCCAAUUCCCUCCUACUCCCCUCUCGCUCUUCAUCUUCUUCCUCCUCCUCCUCUCCCCUUUUCCCCAACGGCUCCAAUGCGCUCAGUCCGUCAAAAGUCUCUCUUUCUAACUCCAGAUCCCAAUCAUCGACUACCUCGCUAAGGAUGUUCAGAAAGCCCAUUGCUAACUCUCCUCUUCAUGCCGCCUCCGCUGCUGCUGACGAGGCCGAGCCGACUAAGGACGAGACCCCCAUUGAACUGAAGUAUCCAGCUUACCCUACUGUGAUGGACAUCAACCAGAUUCGUGAGAUAUUGCCUCACCGGUUCCCAUUCCUGCUGGUGGAUAGAGUGAUUGAGUACAAUCCGGGUGUUUCGGCUGUUGCAAUAAAAAAUGUUACGAUAAAUGACAAUUUCUUUCCUGGGCAUUUCCCUGAGAGGCCAAUUAUGCCCGGUGUUCUCAUGGUUGAGGUAAAGACUUCACCUUUCUCCAUUGUUACUCGCUCCAGCAAGAAACUUGCAUGGCCUAUAAAAUUAUAAGAACGAGUAGUUUGUCCUCUUUCUCUCUCGGUACAAUCCAGUGAUUUUCAGGUUAAGUAUGAACUAAUCUAAGCAGGGGCAUAGAUCAAUGGUUAAACCAGGUUUGCCAUCCAGGCCCUGACUUAGUUGGACAAAGCUAACUUAUUUAUCUGUUGAGAUUUUGUGUUAGAGGGUGGUAUUUGGGUAUUUAGGUCCACUUCUUCGCCUGCUAUUACCUUCACCCGGUGGGUUGAUUGUUGGGGAACUAAGACAUAUAUCCCAAACUCUGAAAAAUGGAAAAAAAUAAUUUCGCUGCUUUUCAAAAUCUUGGCUGUUGGUGUUUGUCUGGUACCUUGAUCUCAAUCUAGGUCCAAGUGAGUUAGGAGUUCGUGUGCUUGGACUUACAGGCCCCUAUUCAUUGUUGGAAGCUUAGCGGCUUAGACUCAGAGAUGAAUCUGUGGUAAGCUGCCGUUUUCGAUUAAGUUAGAGAGGAGUUUGAGGAUUUUUCUCAAUGUCUGUGGGUAUCAUUCUUCACUUUUAUGAAAAUUUUGUCUCUGGAGUUUACUGAGGAAGGGAAGCCAUUUAGUUGAGAUCUUGCAGCACGCAUGUUUCCAUUGAGGAAGAGGGAUUUUUGCUUUAAGCGUUUGGGACAUGUAGGAACUCUAUAUAGGACCAAACUCUAUUUUCCAAAUCAAAUAGGCUAGUUGUCAUCCUUUGCAAUAGUGUUGAUGCAAGCAAUUGUGCAUGCGUGGAUGUGGCAUUAUCAGAGAGUACUCAACACUUGUUCUGGAGCUAAUGUGUUGCAAGUAGUAAGUUUCUUCAAAAAUAUGAUACGGAUCUGGUUGUAUUGCAUGUUUGCAAUAGUCCAGUAGCUUGAUUAGUUUGUUUAUUGAAUAUCUGAUCAUUCAAGCGGCCGAGUCUAUAGCAUUAUAUAUUUCCAGUAGUCCAUAUCCUCGAAUAUUGUACUAGCACUUCUACAACUGGUCCUCUAUAAAGUUAUUGACUCCAAGCAUUAUAAUAAUUAAUAUCUAUUGAAAUUGAUUAUAUUUGGACAUAAAUGGAAACAAGUUGGAAUUUGAAUUCUUAGUGAUCCUGAUUAAUGGUCUCGUAUUUACUGUUUGGUUAAUUUGUUUGUUUCAACUAUUUUGUUGUCAUGCAUGCCAAUUGCCAAUGCUUCUGUGCCUUGUUGCAUUUCAUUUCCAAAACCUGUUGGACCUCGGAUUUAAUGGAAAAGCACCAUUGAUUCAUAAAUAACUACUCUUUCUGGAAUGCUCCUGCAAUGAACGCAUACUAUGCUUCCUGCACUUGCGCUGCUGCUCCAACUACAUCUGUGGCAGUGCUGCUUUCUCAUCAUUUGUACCAUGUUAUGCAGAGAAUUGAUUGUAAUGAUAUGAAUGAGCAUUACACCACAAGCAUCCCAUGUUUUUAAAAUUGGCUACUGUUGAUUCCAGGCAAUGGCACAAGUUGGUGGCUUGGUAAUGCUGCAACCAGAAGUUGGGGGAAACAAGGCAUCAUUUUUCUUUGCUGGAAUUGACAAAGUCAGGUUCAGGAAACCAGUGAUAGCUGGGGACACCCUGGUUAUGAGAAUGACCCUUGUGAAGCUGCAGAAACGUUUUGGAAUAGCUAAGAUGGAAGGAAAAGCUUACGUUGGGACUGACGUGGUCUGUGAGGGGGAGUUUCUGAUGGCCAUGGGACAAGAAUCUUAAUUUGAUUCCUCUUAAGGAGUAGUUAUCUUCAGUUUAUGUAAACUGAAAAUGAAUGCUGGUGACGAACUGACAAUCCAUCAACUUGGAGGUCCCUUUUCCUAUUUUUUUUUUAGUAUGCCAUUUAUCUCUUAUUAGAGUCUAGUAUCUUUAUGGUGGCGCAUCUCAAUCACAGGCGUGGAAAGAACUUUUGGUAGCAGCACAUGAUGAAAACGUCAUUUGCAGCAAAACAGAAGUUAACUAUGGACUUGUAAGAGCUUCAGAAGUUCGAGUUUAAGGAUUGAAUGCAUAGCUAGCCAUAUGAUGUUAACGAGCUUAGAGUUUUGAUGAGUGAUCUGUUCUAUUUUAAGAAUGAUCUGUUGUGUGAAAUUCCUUCUGCAUUUUGGCUUUUGUGUUUGUGAAAUAGGAGUUGGGAGAGUUGGGAGUCGGCCAAUAUUGUCAAAUAGUGUGUUUGUAUUACGAUUUUCAACAGUUUUUUUAAGAAUGGUGCCGUUAUUAGACAGCUUCAACAGAAACGGAGCAUUGGUCAGAUUUG
Molecule: messenger RNA, 2905 nt
Organism: Linum tenue
Lineage: Eukaryota; Viridiplantae; Streptophyta; Magnoliopsida; Malpighiales; Linaceae
Source: the annotation of a GenBank genome assembly